Molecule: messenger RNA, 8094 nt
Organism: Epinephelus fuscoguttatus (brown-marbled grouper)
Lineage: Eukaryota; Metazoa; Chordata; Actinopteri; Perciformes; Serranidae
Exons: 10
Coding region: 64-6696 (2210 amino acids)
Biological process (GO): regulation of transcription by RNA polymerase II
Cellular component (GO): nucleus
Molecular function (GO): DNA binding; DNA-binding transcription factor activity, RNA polymerase II-specific
Source: RefSeq, a predicted model, not a curated record
GCUGUCAGUGCUAGUUGUUGACCGUGGCGAUGUAGCUGCUACGAGCGAGGCUAGACAGGCAGUAUGGCGGAGGAGGGCUGUGUGUACGAGUUAGAGGGGCUCGACAAACAAUUGCAGAGUUUGUUGCGCCGCUACUCAAGUGAUGAACUGCGGACCGAUAGUAAAGCGUUCUGCUCUGACUUUAGCAAGCUGGUGGAAGAGUAUGCCUCUCGCUGGCAGGUGCCGCUGCCUCAGCUCAGGAUCCUUGAGAUAAGUCUCUGCCACUUCACUCGAGCCUCCACCUUCUUCACACCAAACUGUGAUCACGUGCUCCACACACUCAGCAGUCUGGCUUUGAGCAUUUUUGAGUUGUUGCUGUUCAUUGACCAGAAGGACUUCCAUCAGGAGCCGCUGAAACAAUUCACUGUUACAUUCCAGGAAUGUCACAACUUGGCCCUCGCGAGGCAUCAGAAUGUUCACUUACUUCAGGUGGAGCGUUUGGUUCAAGGCGGUGGGCCUUGGGCCGGCGCAGCCUUACAGGCAAUCCUCAGUGAGUCCAGUUUACCUCAGAGUGAAGUGGAUGGGUACAUCAGCUCUGAGCUGCCGGUGUUCUUUGAGCUCCGGGUGCGCUACCUCUUAUCCUGUGAGCGGGUCAGCGAGGCUAUGUCCCUGGCUAAGUGUUGUGCUCAGCAUCCCACUGCAGGGCAGCACUUGUUCUUCCUCCAGGUCUACCUCACGUGGCUUUGCAAAACUUCACAGCAUGACCGCCUACAUAAAGAGGUGGCUGAAUUUAAUGGAAAAGAUGCAAUUCACAUCAUCUGUAGUUUGGAGUGUGAGGAAAAGGAUGAGUUGCUACUCGCCCUCAGCAGAGCCUUCCUCUCUCAGCAGCUCCGCAGGGGAGACAUGUACUAUUUGUGUGAUCUUGUCUUCAUAUGGAGUAAACUUCACAGUCGGUUGAAUACGUCCAAGCAAGCUCUGCUCGAGGAUAGUCAUCAGCUGAUGCUCUCUGCCACCAAUGUCAACUCAAUCUUCCCAUUCAUCAGAGCCAUACUUCAGGAGCUUGGUGAAGAUGGUGUCCAGUUCUGUGUGGAGCUUUGUGCUAAUGCCCUGGGGUCUUGCUUUCCCUGUGAUGUCAUAACCAAGUCCCUGAUCUACAAAACCAUUGCUGGCCUGCUUCCCAAUGACCUGGAGGUUUGCAGGGCAUGUGCUCUUCUUGUCUUCUUCCUCGAACGCACUGUUGAGACAUACAAGAUGGUGUACCUUCUUUACAUGCAUCCAGAUCAGGAGUACCAUGUGGAGUACAGCCCAAUCCCAAAUCAUGUUCGCUUUGAAACCCUGCAGGUCUUGAAAAAGGACCUGUAUUUUGACCCAGAGUUUUGGAAUCUCAUUGCUUUGCGGACCAACUGUUUGAAGCUGAUGAGUGAGAAGGUGGUCAGUGCUGCCCUUGAAGAGAUCAUGGAGGACAAAUGGAUCCUGAGCUAUUGCACCAAAGAACCUGUUUCCCGAUCAAGCACAUCAGUAUGUCAGAGAGGACGUAAAGGGGUGGCAGCUAAAAAGCGGCACCUCAAAGAUGACAGCCAUCAUAAAGAGGACACUGCAUCCAAGAGACUUAAGGUGGGUCAAGGCAAAACACAACUAAAUGUUGACCACACUGGAAAGAGGAAAGGCAACCAAGGGGCACAACCUUUGAAGGAUGCAUCAUCCAAGCCUUUGAGGCGUUCAUUUUGGCAGCUAGACAGACUGCAGGACAAUGGUGAACUGAGGCGCACUACUCGACUCUCAGAGAAGAACCCGCCAAAACGGAGGAUUAGAAAACCCAGGUGGCUUCUGGAAGACUCGGGAACUCUUGGAGAGAAUAAUGUUCUUCCAAACAUCAAAAAGCAUGGGUUGAGACAUCAAAAGCACCAUCGGUCCUCUGUCAUGAAGAGGCCUCAUAGUGGUGAGCUCAAGAACAAUGCAAAACACAAACCUUCAAUAAAUUUGCAUUUAAUGGCAAGGGAAAACAACAGCAAGCCCCAGAAAGGAUGUUCUUUGGACUCUGUUAAACCAGCUGCCUUGCCACAGGUAAUUCUUGAGCUCUCCCUUCCAGACAAUGAACUCAUGGGAACAUUUACUGAGGACUCUUGCAGCAGACAGAGAAGUAUCCCUCAAGUGCUCCUUUACAGACCUACGGUGAAGAUUCCUGUCACAUCACAACCUGUAAAGACUGUACAUCGCAAAGAGGUGAUUCUUAGAGCGCGGGAUGCAACUAUGCUCAUACAACAGUUGCACUGUUAUACUCGACGGCAAAAAGGAAAAGGUAACAUGUCGAAUAUUCAAGGCUCAGUAUCAACAAUCACACGUUCCUCCGUGCAAGGAAGUCCUCCAGUAGAGCCAGAGAAAGAGUGCUGUGAAAGGCCUGCUGCUGAGAUGAAAGGUGGCGUUGCCUCUCAGACACGAGCAGCAACUGAAGUCACAAGAUCCCCAGUUUUAGAAAAAGUCCCUCAGGCUCGGACUACAAAAGCAGCCUCUAGAAAGACAUUUUCAGGAGGAGAGCUUUCUGAAAAAUCUGCUGCUGAGAUGAAAGCUACCAAAGCGUCACAGAAAACAGUAGCAACUGAAGGUACAGAAACUCCAACUUUGGAUAAGGUCCUGCAAGCACAGUCCAUAGCUGCAGCAAGGGAGCUUUGCGAAGAGUCUGCUGUUGAGAUGAAAGUCACUAUUGCAUCAACAGCAGCAAAAGUGACUCAAUCUCCAGGUUUAGAUGAGGUCUCUAAAGCUGUUAAAGACACUUCAAAAACCACAACUUCAGCUGAGGUCAUGCAAACCGGAACUGUGGACAACAAUCAGAUGGUAGCUACUGAUAAAACCUGUCCAGUCUCAAGUAUGACCAACAUUUCAAACACUGGAGCUGCUGAUCCCACAGCGUCACAGUCUCAAGAUGUUCCUAGAGAUGGUAUGCAAGAACUGAAGUCACUACCCUCUCAGGCUGAAACUGGCAAAAAUCCGGUAGCUCAGGCCACAGCAGACAUUCCAGAGGUGCUCACCACUGUCAGCAAGAACAUUUCUGAGGUGGACAUCACAGAUGUGUCACCCAAACUCACAAAAGGAAAUGUGUCUUCUGAAAAUGACUCAGGUGGGGAAACUACUUAUACACUUAAAGAUCAGGACAGUAUAAAUGACAUAUCUGCUCUGACUUUAGUAACAGAAAUGGUUACUGAACUUGAACCUGAGGCACUUAGUCGAGAUCAGGAAAAUCACAAACAGCCAGUUCCAGAGGACGGUGCUUCUAAUGAGUCAACAGCAAGAAGUGAAUCUAAAGUUCCUCGCAAACGCACUACCUCCAGCUGCUCUGUAGUAGCUGAUGUGCAAGGGAAGAAAGAAGCAACUCAGGAUAUCGAUCAAGAAACACCUGAAAACAGUGAACUACCGCAAUCAGAGGAAUCCAAGUUGGAAUACUGUUGUACCUUCUGCAACAAGGACUUUAAGGGAAGUCGCGUAGUUGCACAUGCUAUGUUCCAUUAUCGUAAAGACGAGUGCAUGUUCUGUGGGAUGAUCUUCAAAGAUGACCUCUUGGCCAUGAUGCACCUGUCUGACCAUAUUGAGAAGCUAAAGAAGAUCAAAGAGUCAACUGGUAACAGAGCUCAAGAAAAGUCAGUCUCUGGGGCCAAAGACAUUUUCACACCUAAGACUUGCGCCAAAGCAAAGACCUCAACUGUGUCUUCUGGGCGCCGUUCUAGUGGGAGGCUGAAGAAAUCUACUGACUCUUCCAAAUCUGUAAGCCUUCCAGAUUCAACACCAUCUGGAUCUAGAACGUUAAGAUCCAAUGAAGAGCCUGUAGAUAGUCAGUCUUUACAUGAAAAGAGACAACAUCCAUCAAAGCACCUUAAUAGCAAAACUCCUGUUCACAAGGUGAAUGGACAUAUUGGCAAAAAGAAAGGGCUUGGCAGACCACGAAAGGACACAUUUAACUCAGAAGCUAAGCAGCCUCCUUCACAGCAGAUCUCUAAAGAAAGAACAAAUAAUAGAGCCGAGCAUUCCAGGUUGCAAAAAAACAAAGAUAAAGAGAUGAAUUCCUCUGCAACUUCAGUGCAGGUAGAUUCUUCCGCUCAUCAUAAAAUGAAGGAGAUGGAAUCUCAGCGGGUCCCGAAGACAACCACAAAGCAAAGUGGGAAAGUUGCUGAGGAGAAAAAUGUUGAGCCGCAAGAGAAACUCUGCUGUCCUGCAGAGGGUUGUUCGUGGUUUACAGACCUGUCAAAGAACCGUGUUGCACUCCUUUACCACGCUCUUGAAGAGCACUAUGGUGAGGUCAAACCUCUAAAACUGGCGUUCCAUGUAGGAAACAACAAAUGUAGUAGUUGCAUGAGGGUUAUGUGGAGUUUCAAACAUUUUCAACACCACGUUGAAAGACACAGACUCACUCCGCGGCAUCCUUGCCUUCAUCAGGGGUGUUCUGCGAGGUUCAAAACUGGAAUGGAAAUGAGACGCCAUGCCAGGAGGCACAGUCCGCUGCAGGCAGUGUGCUGCCUCCCUGGUUGUUCGCAGCUAUUUAUUUGUCUUUGGGCACUGAACCUUCACGAAAGAGAGCACUAUGCUUCCAAAUCUUCUAAACCAGAUAAGUAUACAAAUGAGCAAACAGGUGACAAACAUGAUAACACACCGGAUGGGAAGAAAAGGACCGAUCAUAAGCCAAAAGAUGCAACUGCUACCACUACUGAAAAGACUGUGAGUGAAAAGGCUGUUCGUAAAUUGAGAGAAGCUACACAUAACUCAUCAACAGAGAAACAUGUCCAGGCUCCUCCUCCCACCACUGUCAGUGCGUCUCUGUUGAAAGAGAGAAAAGAGUCACAUGUCUUGAAGAAUCUCUCUAAUAAGGACACAUCCACACAGUCAGUCAGCCCUAAUCUGAGAUUAAGGCAAACAUUACGAAAAGGAACAAAUACAAUGAAAAGUGACAGAGUCAUCUCAUCGUCAUUGUUAAAACACAAUAUCAGAGUGCGGCAUAAGUUCAAGAAAAAGCAGGUCAACGUGAACACAAAGUUUCCAAAAAGAAGAGGGCGUCCUCCCAAGUCAAAGGAAACGGUGCAUGAUGAAAACAAGACCACAGGUCAAAACAAUCAGGCUGUUAUAAUAAAAACUGCUCGGCGUGGUCGCCCUCCAAAAGCAGCAGAGACAUCAAAUAUGACAAACGCAAAACAAAAAAAGGAAAAGAGUCAGCUGGUCCAAGAUGUAGUCAAAACUACGGAAACAUCAAUCAGUGAACCAAGGUCUAAGAAAUCAAUGAACAGGCAGGUGAAGAAGAAUCAUGUCAAACAUAAGUGGAUUUCACGUGGUUCCUCUUCAGCUAAGGUGUCAGCUGACAGUUUAAAUCAGUCAGUCAGCUCAACCUCAGCAGACAAAACACAGAAGGUAACAGCUGACCAAAUGAAGAAACAGCAUAAAGUGAAAAAACGCUCCACUCCUAAAGAAAACAGUAGUCAACCAGCUUCCUCAGACUCCAGCAAGUCAAAGAAACCCACGGUUACAGAUAACGAAGCCAGCACAAAGAUUGUUAAGAAAAAAUGUCCUCUCAAAGAACCAGAGCCUGCCUUGAAAAAACCUGCCAAGCCGACAUCUGAUGUCCCACAAGUCGAGGCCAAAGCAGCUCCAGCUGUAGAAAGUUCUGCCGAUGAGGGAAAAACCAAGGCAGAAGACACCAAUUCAACACAUAGCAGCUCGGGUAAUGCUGUGCCUGCUGUCCCCACGAACAGUUCAGAUGUGAUAACUGCACCACCCACCAUCUCAGGAGAGAAAACACAGAAGGUAACUUCAAAGAAAUUACACAUAAAAAAAGAAGGAAAGAAAGAAAAGAGUACGGCUUCUUCAGACUCAGGCAAGACAAAUAAGAAGCACAAAGAUAUUAAUAAAAAAAGGGACAAGAAAACACUCGAGGGAGGGCGGCCAUGCAAAGAUCCAAGCAAACCACCUGCUUUGAAAAAGAAAGCUACGUCAAAAUCUUCAGACCAACAAGUGAAGGCUAAAGCAACAGCAGUAGUAGAGGGCUCUUUUGAUGUGGACGGAAAAGCAAAAGAAGGAACAGAUGCAACAGUCAGCAGCUCUGGUUCCUCCACCCCUCCUGCCACAGAUAGUGGCUCAAAUGAAACAACCUCGCAACUCACUGCCCCAGAAGAGAGCACGGAGAAAGGAAUAAAAAAGGAAAAAUCCAAGAAAUCUCAUGUCAAAAAAGACUCGGACCCCAACAAGGCAAAUAAGAAGCGCAAGAAUGUUCAAAAAGAAGGUGACACAAAGAUUGUCAAGAAAAAAUGCAAAGUUCAGCCUAAGGUGGAGAGCUCUGUAGGUGAAGACGGAAAAACUGUAGUGGAAACAAAACCAGUUAACAGCUCUGGUCACUCUCCAACAAUGAACGGACAAGCAGCAAGUGAAGAUGCAAAAUCGACAGUGUUGAUAAACACUCUUGCAGAGUAUGGCAAGAAGCCAUACAUGCGUCCACCACCCACAGCAUACCUGGAUGAGAAGUACAUCACCAUGCCAAAACGAAGGAAGCAGCUGUCGUUCCUCCCGUUGUUUCAGAGAAACCCGGCUCCUCAGGAGAGCUGUGUUAUGACAGCUCCGCAGAGACAUCGAUGUGCCAACUGUUUUGCUACGUUCAACAGUGCUGAGGAGCUGCAGAGUCAUCAGCAACUGCAGAAGUGCUCAAACGUCUUUGGAUUCGACUCGGAUGAAGAGGGCAGCACUUGAACAUUUCCAAUUGAGUCCAAGUGAAUUGACGUUUUGGAUGCAUGACAAACUGACCUGUGGACCUGCGUGGAGCCCCCAAACAGAUCAUACCUCACUGGAUCAGUGCUCUCUGGAUGACCUGUUCAUUACUGUGGGCAACGACUGGUGCGUCUGGAGACUUGGAACUGAAGGGGUUAGCUGACAUUUCAGUGCAGCAUGUGCCUGUAGCGCAAGGCCCCGGGGAGCGGCCAGAACACAAAAAAUAGCCAAUCAAUAAAAGACAUCUGAACUGAAUCUCAGUCACUGUUAGCGGAACAGCUAGUACUGAAGUGCCUGCUCUGGAACCGCUGUGCUGUUUCCAGCUGCUUCACCUGGAAUGGAGAUUAAGGAUUGUGGUUUAAAGACUGGACUUUUGAAAGCUGUGAAAAAAAAAAAAAAAAAACUGACGCAAGACAACAAGGCUGCUCCUGCUAUCACUCGGACCCAUAUUUUUCACGUCACUAAGCCAUAUUAUGCCAUUUUUUUUUUUUGCUUUUUGCACUCUUCUCACAAGAUUUAUCAGUUAAUUUCUGCUUAAACUCUCAAAGGGAUGGGGAUUGUACGAUGAAUGAAGCAUCUAAAAAUCAUGCUUUUUUAAAACAUCCCUAGGUUACAUCUAAUUUUCUAAACUUUGAAAAGUUGUGAGAUUGCUGUAUCAGAGUCUUCUUUGGGAAAAUGUUAUGUAUAAUUCUUGUUUAAAUACUAAUUGUAGUUCUUCUACAGAGUUCCCUAUGGGCUUGAGUAAGACUGUGCUUGUCCUCACCAUCAGUAUACAGUAGAGGGCAGUGUGCACCAAUCUCUUCAUUAUGUUAACAGAUUGCUUUUUUCCUCUUGCAGAACACAAGAUGUUACUUGCUCGUUUUUGCAACAGACUGAUUUCUACCUACAAAACUGCUCUGCUGUAUUUAUCACUGGACAGGCUCACAUCCAUCAUGUUGAAUUUCCUUUAGCAAUAAGUACGACCUACCACAAAAUGUGCCAGUAUCCGCCUCAUAUUGUGUUGGAUUCUGUCACCAGUCAUGUUCUGCCUAUUAUAAUUAUGUCAGUGGAACAACUGACACUCUGGCUUAUAUUAUAUUUUCUCACUUACACAUAGAUUUUAUCUUUUACUGAACUGUCCAAGACCAUAGAAACAUUGUGAUUUCUCUUCUAGGCUGUCUCUUUCUUUUGGAGAGAAAGUUGUAAACAGCCACAGUUUUAAGUGUUACCGGGCGGCCGCACCAGUUUUUCAUGAGCAGCAGCAGGUUAUAUUUAUUUAUGUUUUAUUUUCUAUCUUUUGUAAAUAUUUGAAGAGUUUCGAUGGCUUAUUAUAUAAGGGGGUGUUGGAGCCGGGUUUAUAUUUUGUUCUUGAGGUUAAAAUAAAACUUAUUUGAAAUGGCA